AUGAGCGGCGAAACUCAGCUUGAGAUGUCGGUUGACCCCAUCAUACCUGACGAAGCUUCUAUUGACGACGAGCUCAGUGAUGUCGAGCUGGAAGAAGAUCGUUCCAGCAGUUUGAGUGAGAUUGAAGACAAAGAUGCCGAGCAAGAACACGAGGAUGAUGCUGAGGUCUCAGACGAGCUCAGUAACCCUUCUGAAGAUGAUGAUUCUGAAGCAGAGACAGAGCGACUGGAAGUAUCGCCGCAUAAGCUAAGAGUACAAAGGAAUGUGGUUCUUAAUUCCCAUAAUAGCACCGAUUCGCAGGAGCGCAGCCCAAGCAAACUACACAAUCAUAUCAUGGCACACGAGGCAGAAGAAGACGAAGAUGACGCCGAUCCAUUAUCCGACGACGACGUAUCCAUUGCCAACGAUAGCUCUAAAAGUUCUCGCCAUGACGAUGCGGAGAUGGAUCACAAUGCGGAGACAGCUGCUACCUCUUUGGAAGAUGCUAAGGGCGAAGGAAAGAGGGCAUUAUCGACGUCUGAAAUUGAUUCAAAAAAGCGCAAGCGAUCGAUAAUGGGCAGUGGCGGAAUCGACGAAGAUUUUGAUGAACCUUUGCCUAAGCGGACGGGGGCUAUCAUCGACCAAGGCGAUGACUAUGCAAUCGAGGAUGAUUUACCCGUAGAAGAAGAUGUAUCAAAUACAAUAAGCGGUAAUAUUUCAGGCGAAGAAGGCGACGGACCACAGGAGCAGGUACUCGCCGAUGCGACAGAAGCAAUACUUCCCGAUGACGAAAUUGCCGAAACCGCUAGCAUACCGACGUCACCCAAAAGGCGAGGACGGAAGAAGAAAAAGGCUCUGGAAAAUGGCACAAAUAUGGAGGACGAAUUAGAUGGUUUGCAGAACGGCAUGUUGAUCAAUGGCGAAGAUGGUACAAGGAAUGGUGAAGAGGACCAUGUAGAAAAUGAAGAAGAUGACGAGGCAGAUCUCAUAUCAAAGACGGAGGAAGAACUGGAGAAAAAGAUGAGCGCUUUUGAUCAGUUAGGUGGUAUUGAGAAGAAUUUCUCCGUCUUCAGAGACAGAUUGUAUGAUGAACGCCUCGAGCAGAUAAAUCGAGAGGAGGCUAUGCUCCGACAGGACAAUCCCACGCACCCGGAUCUUCUAGCGAUGAUGAACGCCGUGGAGGCACGGAGAAACGAGAGGAUUCGUGUCGCUGAGAAACUACGUGAAUAUGAGCUGCAGACUCUCAAAACCUAUGCUGUUGCGAGAAGGAGUCAGAUUCUGGUUCAAUAUCGACAAGAAGCGAGAGAGAUUCGGGAAAGCAAGAUGGAGCAACUAGGCAAACAAUGGUACGAGAUACAGCAUGAUAGAAGGAAUUACUCUACCGGAGUACCUGAGUACACUCUGAACUAUCCUACUCGGAGAUCGCAACAAGUCCAGAAUCAGGUAGCAUAUUCCAAUGAAGUUUCUAUUCUUUCGGGUAUCGCAAAACAUGUCGGAUUUCCAGCUGCUCCAUCCAUGGCCCAAGCAACACCUGCCGAGCUCGAAGAGGACUUCGAGAAGAUGGGACGGACUACACAUGUGCAUCAACAUGCAGCAUUACCUCUGCAGGAAUUAGCGGCCUUACGAACAGCAGGAUCGACAUCACGAUUCAGGCCAGCUGAAGAACAGUUCAUUGAACAAACACCCUGGGCAAAUCCGCAGCAUCCCUCCCACGUUCAUUUAAUACAGCGUCAAACAUCAGCCCAGCAUACCCCAAGAACCACGAGUCCAUUGUCUCAAAUUCAAGUACAACCCCGUCGACAUUCUCAUCAACAAGGCGGCCCUAUAUCUGGAACGUUUUCGAAUAUGUCGACAUCGGUCCUACAACAUUCUAAUGGAUACAUGAUGUCUGGUGGAAGAGUUUCCCCACACAAUCCAUUUUCCAACACUUCUCACUUACAUAAGAUCGUACCGUCGCCAUUGGGCAGUCGACAACCAUCGUUGUCGCCAAAGCAAACCAGACCUCCUCAUAUACCGUUACACAUUUCGAACGAGCAACAAAGCAAUCAGGCUUCACAGGUAGCCAGCAAUCAAACCCAUCAGACAUCACGCGCCGGACUUCACGAUGUGGUCCGAGAGAUGGCUCGUGAAUCCCCCCCUACAGAGAUUGCGUCCAAACGGGAAUUGGUUGGUCGCUCUUGA
Molecule: messenger RNA, 2160 nt
Organism: Sclerotinia sclerotiorum 1980 UF-70
Lineage: Eukaryota; Fungi; Ascomycota; Leotiomycetes; Helotiales; Sclerotiniaceae
Exons: 4
Coding region: 1-2160 (719 amino acids)
Biological process (GO): negative regulation of transcription by RNA polymerase II
Cellular component (GO): Sin3-type complex
Molecular function (GO): histone deacetylase binding
Source: RefSeq, a predicted model, not a curated record